CUUUCUUCCCUCUCCACGCGUCUCUCUCUCCAGACCUAUCAGCGUGCAUGGCUCACCUGGACAGCCAUCUUGAGGUUCGCGGCGAGGGUUCUCGCGGCCUGUCCUCCUUAAGACGUGUUUUCCAUUCGCUCGAGGUGAUCAGCCACAUCAACCGCGUUGAACGUUGACUUGUCCAUCCACCGACCACUAUGCAAACCGGUGCAACGGUUUAAAGCUGCUGUUGUGUCUGUUGCGGUUUUUCGAUUCCUCUCGGUGACGGUUUCACCUUCGGAAAACAAAGUUACACAGACUUACGUGCUGACAGGACCGCGAGUAAACUUCGGUGUUGCGUUUCGAGAACUACCGAGAGUGUCACUGUGUGGAAUUCGGUGAUCGGAGAGACGGUGUCGAUGGUUGCGAUAGUGUCUUGAACAAAAUUGGGCGCAAGAAGAGGUGAAACGAAGAACCGCGAAUAGAACACCAAUGGAAUUAGCCAUCGAAUACAAAGUGAAACGUGGUGACCACGCAUGAAAAAUUCCAAUCGCAUGACAAUAAAGCGUUUCUUGUGAAAGGAUCAGAAUAUGGGAUCGAAGAUAGAGUACGUGGAGUCGUCUCAUAUGUACGCGACGAAUUACAUUCGUAAUUCGAAGGCGAUCGGUGUCCUAUGGGGCAUCUUCACUAUAUGUUACGCCAUCAUCGGGGUCGUCGCUUUUGUCACGCCGGAGUGGCUCGGUGAUCUGGAACACGAAAAUCCCGGCAGGUUUGGCCUCUGGACCAGAUGCAGCUACGGUGGAAAUGGUGAAUUAGGGGAAGAAUGCAUUGGAAGAGUGGACGAUCUGUCCACGAUCGUGAACGUUCCAUUCAGGGCGAGCACGAUCCUGGUCGGUGUCGCUGUGAUCAUCGCUUUGCUGACGAUCUGCGCGAUGCUUCUGUUCUUCUUCUGCCAGAGUACGACCGUUUUCUACCUUUCCGCCUGGAUGCAGGUUGUAUCUGCGAUAUCGAUGGCCAUCGGAGUCUGUAUUUAUCCUCUCGGCUGGGACUCACCUAUAAUUCGAGCUGUUUGCGGUGCAGCUGCGUCCAGGUACAAUCCAGGGGCGUGCGCCGUUAGAUGGGCGAUACCGUUAGCAGCGAUCGCCGCUUUGGACGCCGCCACCCUGGCCGCACUUGCUUUCAUUCUGGCUUCAAGGCACGUCAGGCUGCAACCGGAGCCGUUCAACAACGGCUCCCUGUACAAAGGUGAAGUGAACCCAGGAUACGUGAACGAGGCGCAGAGCGUCGCUGGAUCACGGAAGUCGUUGUCCUUGAGACCGGUCCUCCUUGUCGCUCCGCCGGAACAGGACCGGUACAGCGAGCUGUCCAGAGGAAAGUCCCAUUCCCAUCAUAGUCUGUACAGCCCAGCGCCGUCGCAUCCGGCCCACACGAUGUCUACGAACACUUUGAACCAUUCCCAACACAAUUUCCAAUUGUAGGAUAACUAGCGAUUAUGAGAGAAUGAGUGAAAGAGUAUUACAACGCCUCUCGAUGACGGUGUCGUCACCGCUAGAACUGAUGGUCAAAGUUCACUUUUUGGUUGAUUCAAGGACAUUGUCACGUCCGAAUAUACUUGUUGGAUUAUGUUACAAAUAACCUCCAUCGGUGAAGUGUAAAGAUCUAAUAGAUUAACUGGCAAUUUGAUCAUCAGUCCACUAACUUGAUCGCCCCGAGGCAUUGUACUCAUUUGUAUGUACAUAGGCUGAAUAAUUCUUGAACUGAUUAGAGAGACUGGGAGUGUUGUACAUAAGCGUUAACGACAAUAUUUUCACGUAUCAGCGUUUUUCUACUUUGCAAUCGAUUUUGUAUGAAUUAUUAUAAGCGUUUCGAAAGAGAUAGAAGCCUGCAAGAGAGGAGUGGGGAUUGCGGCACGCUUUGCCGAUAACCAGGUUUGAUCUUGAUAGGGAAUGCCCUUGUAUUUUGUAUGUAUAUAUAUAUUGACAGAAUGUGUAAACUUAUGUAUGUAGCUGCGCAAGUUUAGUGCCGAUUUGAAACCGAUGAUUAUUGCCGCUUGUACUGGGGGCUUGGUGUAAGGGUCGAGCGGCAGGAAUCAUAACAUUAUACAGGGAGGGCGGCUCACACUCGAAUGCCUUCGAAUUGGAGCAAUUCUUGGAUCGUUGUCAGUGACACUCUUGCUCGAUUCGAGGUCUCCCAAUACUCCCGUACACAUGUACGCCAUCCGGACACCAAUUCUGAAUCACCCUGUACGUGUGUGUGUGUGUGUGUGUGUGUGUGGUAUUUAUAUCUUUCUGUUUCUAAUGGUCGCUGCUCCACUAACGUCGAUUCUUUUAUACAGUUAAUACGUUUCUUAUUCUUUUUUUUUAUUAUUAUAAAUAUGUAACAUAGAGUGUUAUUUUACAGAACAAGAAGUGUAUGUGACGUGGGCGAGAAAAAGAGAUUGCGUAUCGAGUCGGUUGCAAAGGGACAAGUGUGUGUCUCUUUGUGUUCUGACGUCUCGUACUUUUCAUGUAUAAAAUACGUUGAU
Molecule: messenger RNA, 2494 nt
Organism: Dufourea novaeangliae
Lineage: Eukaryota; Metazoa; Arthropoda; Insecta; Hymenoptera; Halictidae
Gene: Lhfpl
Product: lipoma HMGIC fusion partner-like 3 protein
Exons: 6
Coding region: 561-1448 (295 amino acids)
Biological process (GO): sensory perception of sound
Cellular component (GO): plasma membrane
Source: RefSeq, a predicted model, not a curated record